Vigna umbellata (rice bean) is the source of this 619-nucleotide messenger RNA. Lineage: Eukaryota; Viridiplantae; Streptophyta; Magnoliopsida; Fabales; Fabaceae. The record is from RefSeq and is a predicted model, not a curated record.
GAAUCGGAAGGGUUUAUGAUCGGGCCGUAUAAUGACCCAUUUUGUGUAAGAGAAUGGGCCCUAAAUAAAAGGUCAAAAUCCAACAUGACUUAAUGUUGGAAAAGUUGACAAGAGAAGAGACAAAGGAAAAUGGCGUUGCGAUGACUCGUGAUGUGAGAAGAUCGAGAACGUGAACAUCUGAGGUUUGUUGUGUAGCAGAUCAGAGUGCAGAGUGAUCAUCAUUCUGUUUGAAGAAAUGACAAUGGGUGAGAGUCCCCCACCUGCACCUCCAACUGGGUUGCUUAUGAAGCGCUGCAAGUUCAUUUGGCGCCUUUUGCUGCUCUCUAACCUUGCUCUUGGAGCUUUUCUAUUUGCAAGUGCAAAACGAAGAGAUUCAGGGGAGAUUACUAGAAGAACAGCACAAAAAUCUCACAAGGGAAAAGCUAGUGUUGAAGUUCCUCCUGAACCCGUCACAAGUUCAAUUGAUUUAAAUUACGAUGAUUUCAUUUUGCCUGUCACGACACCUGAGCAAAUGCAGGCUCCUAUCCCUGAAGAACUACAACGUGAAAUUUUCCAGUGGAUGCUGGAAGAGAAAAGAAAACAGAAACCUAAGAACCCUGUNAUAAUAAAAGUAUAUUGA